AUGCGUCCUACAGCUGUUUUCACGUACGCCAUGCUCGGGCUCGCGGGCUCCGUCGCCGCCCAGGUCGACUCGUCCCAAGACGACAACGGGCUUGUCGCUCGCUCCCGUGUCAGACACGGUUCCGUGCUGACCAAUAUGAUCAGGGGUGGCCGGAGCCCAGGAAUCGCCAACAUGAGCGGACGAAAGGGGCUUCGUUUUGUCUCUGAUGAAGACGAGCAUCAGCUGGAAGCUCGCUCUCCAAUCCGAUCGAUCAUCAAGGCCCCGGCGUACGUGACAAGCCGGCGAGGGCGGGGCCGUCGUUCUGUGUCUGAUGACGACGAGCAUCAGCUGGAGACUCGCUCUCCAAUUAAACUCACGCCAUCACGGCUUGGCAGGCUCAGGCAACCACGGCCUACCAGGUUCAGGCCUCUUGGCUCGUCUAAGAAGUCCCGGUCCGAGGACGACGAAUUGUUUGAGAGAGGAUUCGAUGCCGAGGAAUUUGAAGAGGAAUAUUAA
Clonostachys rhizophaga is the source of this 495-nucleotide messenger RNA. NCBI's taxonomy places the organism in Eukaryota, Fungi, Ascomycota, Sordariomycetes, Hypocreales, Bionectriaceae. The record is from the annotation of a GenBank genome assembly.